CUGAGUUUUAUCCCAGAGAUGGGAAUGAAAUGAGCAACAGAGAGCCAUGACAUGGGCUCACGUGGAAACAGGGUAUCUCAGGAGCAGGGCAGUCAAAUGCUUUUGCUCCUGCCUAGUCUCAUUGAGUGGGAAUGGGAAUCUUGUCUGUCAGGGGUAUUGAGUGAUAGUCCUGGGUUUUCUUACAAGAGAGUGGAGCUGUGGUGGUCAGAGUGUUGGGCAGCAAGAGGUUAGGAGCACUGAGUUUGACUUCUUGGUCUGCUGUGGCUGGCUGUUCUCUUGGGCAAGUCUGUUUCACUCUCUCUGCCUGUCUUCUUCCUGCGUAACAUAAUGCUGAUGUCCCCUCACUGCAUCUGGGUCCUUAGUGCUGAGCUAGGGUGGAGGGACAGGCAAAAUUGUCCCUGCUGGUGGGGUCAGACUGGCAAUGAAGAGUUGUUUUCAGCUGUAUUUGCUUGGUUGCAGAUGCACAGGCUUUAUUUAUGUCCUGUGCUCUGGGUGGAUGAUAAUGAGCCAUUUUGGAGGUGCUCUGGGUUUGUAGUCAGUCGCUUGGUUGGUUUUUCUUGCAUGGAGGAGUACUGGGGCAGGAGGUGUUUGAGGUGGACCUAAGCCUGUGGGAACAGCAGGCAUCUUUUUCCCCUGAACAUAAAUUGUGAUUUGGGCACAUAGCUCAAAAGUGGGGAGAAGUUGCUCAAGUCAGAGAGGGGAGGUGAAGGAACUGUCACAGUGUUAGACUGAGUCAGUUCCCUGUUGCAGUCUCUUUGGGUUUAAUGUUCUUUUUGUGUGUGUGUCUGUUUGUCUUUCUUCUUCUCCAUUUCCCUUCCCUUUCCCCUUCUUCCCCACUGUGCCCAGCUAGGAUGGAAGAAUCUCAUUUCAACUCCUCCCCGUACUUCUGGCCAGCAGUGCCCACUGUCUCGGGACAGAUUGAGAACACCAUGUUUAUUAACAAGAUGAAGGAGCAGCUCUUGCCCACAGAGAAGGGCUGCAGCCUGGCUCCCCCCCACUACCCUGCCUUGCUGACAGUACCCACCUCUGUGGCCCUGUCCACUGGCAUCACCAUGGACUCAGACACCAAGCCGGAGCAGCUGACACCACACAGCCAAGCCCCUGUGACUCAGAACAUCACCGUGGUACCAGUGCAGUCUGCUGGACUCAUGACAGCAGGUCCAGGUCUGGUGAUUACUUCCCCAUCAGGUUCCCUGGUGACCACAGCCACCUCUGCCCAAACCUUUCCCAUCUCAGCUCCCAUGAUUGUCUCUGCGCUCCCCCCUGGCUCCCAGGCAGCCCUCCAGGUGGUUCCUGACCUGUCAAAGAAGGGGGCAGCCGCCCUGUCGGAAGGGGCCGGGGGCGGCGGGGCCGGGGGAGUUGCCCCCAAACCGCCGCGGGGCCGCAAGAAGAAACGAUUGCAGGAGUCAGGGCUGCCCGAGAUGAGCGACCCCUUUGUGCUGUCCAACGUGGAGGAGGAGGACCAGCACAAGGAUGGCAAGACAUACAGUUCCGUGAGCAGCGGAACUAAUGAAGCCUGGUUCCCAGCGGCUCUCUCCUGUGUGGAUUCUCUGAUGUCUAAUCAAGGGUGCCGGAUGUGUUCGCUGACCUUCUACUCCAAGUCGGAGAUGCAGAUCCACUCCAAGUCCCACACGGAGACAAAGCCACACAAGUGUCCUCACUGCUCCAAGAGCUUCGCCAACAGCUCCUACCUGGCCCAGCACAUUCGCAUCCACUCGGGGGCCAAGCCCUACACCUGCAGCUACUGCCAGAAGGCCUUCCGCCAGCUCUCGCACCUGCAGCAGCACACACGGAUCCACUCCAAGCUCCACACGGCGAUUGUCAAGCCGCACAAGUGUCCUCACUGCUCCAAGAGCUUCGCCAACACAUCCUACCUGGCCCAGCACCUCCGCAUCCACUCGGGGGCCAAGCCCUACACCUGCCGCUACUGCCAGAAGGCCUUCCGCCAGCUCUCCCACCUGCAGCAGCACACACGUAUCCACACUGGGGACCGACCCUACAAAUGUGCUCACCCUGGGUGUGAAAAGGCUUUCACCCAGCUUUCCAACCUGCAGUCCCACAGGCGGCAGCACAACAAAGACAAACCCUUCAAGUGCCACAACUGCCACCGUGCAUACACAGAUGCUGCCUCCCUGGAGGUGCACCUGGCCACGCACACAGUGAAGCACGCCAAGGUCUACACCUGCUCCAUCUGCAGCCGGGCCUACACCUCGGAGACCUACUUGAUGAAGCACAUGAGGAAACACAACAUCCCUGACCCGCAGCAGCAGGUGGUUCAGGCGCAAGCCCAGGCCUCGCAGCAGCAGCAGCAGCAGCAGCAGCACUUCCAGCCGCAGGGCGGGGGGGCGGCAGGAGGCCCUUCUGGAGACACUAACCAACCCAACCCUCCCCCCCAGUGCUCCUUUGACCUGACACCUUACAAGACUUCAGAGCAUCACAAGGACAUCUGCCUCACUGUCAGCACCAGCGCCAUCCAAGUGGAGCACCUCUCCAGCUCCUAGAGAGACCUCAGCCCAGGGAGCAGAAAGCCUCUCGUGCACAGCCUGCGCCCAGGGGCACUGCCUGUGCAGCAGCCCCCUUCGUGCAACAGUCUCUGGCCUCUCCUCCUGCACCGGUCUCCUCUGGCCAUGUAACCCUGUUCAUGGCAGCCCCUUGAACAACAGCCUAUCUCAAGUGGGUGCUCCUUCUGUGCAACAGCCUGCCUGGUAGGAGGAUGCUUCCUUGUGCAAGAGCCCCUUUCCAGUGCUGAGAUCAUUUCCUCAUGCAAGAUCCCCUCCUUUCAAACCCAAAGAAAGGCCUCUGUUCUGCCUUCUUUCUCACUCUAGAAUGCCUGUGAAGGGGGGGGAGGGGGAGGGCGUGCUGAGACCUGCAGAGUGGAUGGGAUGGAGAGACAGUCCUUGUACAUACAGGGGCUUGGACACGUCUUCAGCAGGCCACGGAAGAAUGUGGCAGGGUUCACAGCUGGAUGGGGUUCUUUGAGGAUUUCAUUGAGUGUCUAAGAGAGAAAGACCCAUUCCUGUCUCUCCUGCUUUUGAAAGGGAGGAAGGGCUGCUCGUCCUGCCCCAAGGACUGAAUGGGAGAAACCUUCUCCCCAGUGGAAGGUGAGACCAGUGUAGGAGGGGGAGGUGAGGCGUGCUCCCUGGGCCGGGCAGGUGCCUAUGCUGCCCAAGGGCUGUGGAGUGCUGCACUCUUUCUCCUCCCUCAGAGGAGAGCAAUAGAGAGGGCUCUGUCUGAACUGCCUCUCUCUCCCAGCUGUCUGUGCAGCGUGAUGGCCAAGGCCCAUAGGAAUGUGGGUUCUCCUGCUCAUUGCUCUUCCUGCCCGUUGUGGAUGAUGUCCUAGCAGCUUGUACUCCUCCUCCUCUCCCUCCUGCUUCCCCACCCACUUCCACAGAAAAGCGUGCAGGCAUCAACAACAAACCAAAAAGCAACUGGAGGGAGGGUAAGAGACUGCCAAAAUAAUCAUCCCCCUUCUCUUUCCUCCCUUUCCUGAAAGGCGGAACAACAGCAGUUCUGACUCUCACACCUGUCCUGCCCCCCUGUUUCCCAAAGGGAAGGAGGAGGAGGAGGAGGAACAGACCAGUCUCUUCAAAGAGCUGGCAGGAGGCAGGGAAGGGCUAGCUUCUUCUGCUCACCUCCUACAGGAGUGCUCUCCCAGGCUCCCUCUUGCCAAGACGGGCUGGACUCACGUGGCAGUGGUGGCCUCUUGUGGACCCUGGUCAUGGGACAGAAUCCCCAAAAGGUGGACAGUGGAGAGAAGGGGAUGAAGAUCCCCACAGAGAGACCAAUCUAAGGAGAAGGGGGAGCCAACAAGAAUAAACUGAAGGCCCCUUGAAUUUAUAUAUAUAUAUAUAUAUAAAUAUCUAUUCCCCCCCAGCCCACUCUGUCCUUGCUGUAACUGUUUCUAUCUUGGUGUUUAUAAAACGCAUUAUCCUGGAGAAGUUUUAUUUUCAACCUUUGUUUGUUUUUCCCUUUCUCUUGGUCUUCAAUUCUCUUUUCCCCACCACCCCACCCUCUUUUUUUUUUUUUUUUCCUUUUUUAUUAUUAUUAUUUUUAUUAUUAUUAUUAUUAUUAUUAUUAUUGGUCCACAUGACUGCUGGUCUUGUGUGUCACUCGUUAGUUUCUUUGGAUCACGGAGGCUGGCUCGGAAGAGAAUGAGAAGGCAAGGGAAAAAGCAUGUGUUGUUGGGAUUUAAAAUCAGAUCACCCACCCAGAGCCUGUAGAAUCACAGACUGCUGUGUGAACAACCAA
Messenger RNA from Dryobates pubescens (Downy woodpecker), 4248 nucleotides. It is a transcript of the gene ZNF384, whose product is annotated as zinc finger protein 384. Gene Ontology annotation, molecular function: RNA polymerase II cis-regulatory region sequence-specific DNA binding; DNA-binding transcription activator activity, RNA polymerase II-specific. The record is from RefSeq and is a predicted model, not a curated record. Lineage: Eukaryota; Metazoa; Chordata; Aves; Piciformes; Picidae. The transcript has 9 exons. The coding region runs from base 765 to 2501 and encodes 578 amino acids. Gene Ontology annotation, cellular component: nucleus. Gene Ontology annotation, biological process: regulation of transcription by RNA polymerase II.